Molecule: messenger RNA, 2173 nt
Organism: Alosa alosa (allis shad)
Lineage: Eukaryota; Metazoa; Chordata; Actinopteri; Clupeiformes; Clupeidae
Gene: cebp1
Product: CCAAT/enhancer binding protein (C/EBP) 1
Exons: 3
Coding region: 1030-1662 (210 amino acids)
Biological process (GO): myeloid cell differentiation; DNA-templated transcription; regulation of transcription by RNA polymerase II
Molecular function (GO): DNA-binding transcription factor activity, RNA polymerase II-specific; RNA polymerase II cis-regulatory region sequence-specific DNA binding
Source: RefSeq, a predicted model, not a curated record
AUAGGCACUGUAUUAUUCAAUUUCAUUGAACUUUAAUGGGCAUAUGUGCAUUUCCAAUACCAACAGCUAUUAUGAUUUAAACUUAAAUGGUGUAAAACUGAAGGUCCCUUGCAUCGUUAUCAGUAGUUUGAUCAUCUUGGGCCUGUGAUGCUAAAUAUUUAAUUAGCAGAUCUGAUGUGAACUAGGUCCCAUGUCCCUGUGCUCAGUAAAGUAUGAAAGAUUCAUCUUUCUCAGGAUAUGUUCCCUCAAAGUGGACCUUAUGGGCAGGGUAGACCCUUAUGUUCUGGUAAAAUAAUAUGAAUUUAAUCUAGGGACCAUUCCUGAUGCAGUAGUACCUCUUUUGUUAUUUUGUUAAAGCAACUAUUAAAAUGUGUACCCAUAUAAUAUAACUGUAAUCCCAUAAACUAAGGAACUAGCUGCUUAUGUCACUGGCAAUCUUCUUACAGUAAGAGAUUGACGUCUGGGUCUGGAGAGCUUACUGUACAUGGAUUUGUGUGGUAGCUCAGCUAAUAAGGGAAAAUAAGACUCUGCUACAUCUGUAGGCCAUAAUAAACAUGUUUUGAAUGAUUGAGAUAAAUGAUCUACACUUUCACUUAAACCAAAACUCUGUUGUGCUCUCUCUCUCUCUCUCUCUCUCUCUCACUUUCUGAGUGUGUGUGCAUGCUUAUGUGUGUGUAAGUGCAUGUGCAAGUGAGGUCUGAAUUUGAGUCAGAAGCCCCCUUUAGUAUGUUGAUAAAUGUAUAUUAAAACAACAACUAAGAGAUGGGUGAAAAGAGAAAGAGAGAGGGGUGGAGGUUGUGUCAGAGGAAGUGAUGGUGUCAUGAUCAGUUGAGUACCUGGCUCAUAACGGCAUUGGAGCUCAGACGUGGAAAGAGAGCGCGAGAGACAGACAGAUAGAGGAACCUGCCCAAGAACACCCAGGCUUCCGCAGGCACCGCUGACCCAUCCGCCGUCUAGCAGCGCUGGCUGACGACCUCCCUUCUGACAGCAGAACCAACCCCAGCCCAAGCCCCAGCAGGCUGUGUCAGGAUGUACCAGAAGCAGCCCCACCUGUCGGGGCCCCAGUGCUCGGUCAUCCAGGGGGGCUACACGUCGCCCGCCUCCCUCUCCUACUCCGUCCUCAGCCACGCCGGGCCCUCCACGGCCAUGGGGGGGCACAUGGGGGUGACCCCCGAGAGCGUCCCCUCCUCGGCCAGCCACAGCCAAAUGAGCCAGGAGGCCGGGGGGCUCUACUGCCAGCCUGUGGGGGCCCAGGGGCCCGGCAUGGCAUACAUGGCAGCGCCCGCCUGCUCCACCAGCACGGGAGAUCACCAGAGCCAACAGAACCAUAUGGGACAGCAGGACUUCCCCUCCUUCCUCCUGCCUCCUCCUCCUCCCCCUCCCCCGGGUCUUCAUCAUCGUCAGCAGGUGGCCAAGAAGGGCAUGAACAAGGACAGCAUGGAGUACCGUCUGCGUCGCGAGCGCAACAACGUGGCCGUGCGGAAGAGCCGGGAUAAGGCACGGCGCCGCAUCCAGCUGACCCAGCAGAGGGCGCUGCAGCUGCAGCAGGAGAACCAGCGGCUCCAGCUGCUCAUUGAGCAGCUGACCCACGAGCUGGACACGCUCAGGCACUUCCUGGCCCAGCGGCCACUGCGCUCCAAAGCUGAGGAGGAGAGCUGCUGACCAUCACCACCACAUGAGGACCCGAGAACACACACGCAGAUAGACACACACACACACACACACACACACACUCUCUCUCUCUCUCUCACACACACGCACGCACACAAACACAUGCGUCCCUAACGCUACCUAACUACCUACCUGCAGGCCUAAUCUAAGACAUGUCAACUCCUCCACAAGUCACACAUGCACUGGGCAAGAGCAGACACUGAACACCAGUGGGGUACCUGAGGCCCGCCGAGCCACCUCACAAAACAGUACACAACCCCUUCAAAAAACCUUUUUACAGUCAAUAAACAACACGACUAAAAACGACCUCUGACUGCGAAAGUGAGCUCUUUGUGGUCAGUAGUUACUCUCCAAAACUAUUAGACAUUAGCGGCCGUGGAAGAAAAGCAAGUUACUGUUGGUCUCAGUAGGCCUACAGCAGUUUUCACAAGACGAUCUGUUCAAAAAAAUAGUUCAGUAAAAUGCAUUGAUUAAUAUUUGUAUGUAAACUAGAAUGUGUGAA